Colletotrichum lupini is the source of this 228-nucleotide messenger RNA. RefSeq lists its product as uncharacterized. NCBI's taxonomy places the organism in Eukaryota, Fungi, Ascomycota, Sordariomycetes, Glomerellales, Glomerellaceae. The record is from RefSeq and is a predicted model, not a curated record. The transcript has a single exon. The annotation marks the transcript as partial.
AAUAUAUUAAUAACGGGUAUUAUAAGAAUUAGCUUCGGCCUAGGUAAGGAAAUCGUUACCCUAAGUACGGUAGAAGUAGACACGUAUUUUAAAAUAAUAACUUCCUAUAUUUUACCUAUUAAUACCCUAUUUCUCUUAUAUUUAAAAAAUAUAAAUCGACUAAGUAUUAUAUUUAAUAAUACGAAGAACAAAAUCUCUAGUAGUAAGUAUUUUAAAAUAGUUAAAUAA